UAGCCGACGUGGACGUUAGGUCCUCCUGAUUCCAAUAAUAAUAAUACGAAGAAUGUCCGUACUCCCAUAAGAAUAAUGGCACCGUGGAUGACGGCAUGUGAGAACAUAUAGCAAUGCAGUGACACUGAUUGAGAGUUUAUGCCUAUUGUUUGGCUACCUGUGCGCGUGUAUUAUUUACGUCCAUCCCCACCAACUCAGUCCACAUAAGACGGCAAGUGGACCUGCGAGGUCCUCACUUCUUCCCUGACGCUCGGCCAACUUACAAACUUCAAACUUUUGAGUGUACGACGUUUGUUUCGAAAUUACUUUAUUUUCAAACAGCAUUGUGUGAACUUUGUACCACGAUUGCGAGCUGGAGUGACCACGAAGAGACACGCUAAUUAAUUGCAGAUCUUACCUGUUGUUCAUUGAAUUCGCUGCAACCGGUCAACGGAGGCAUUUUAUUAUCAUGUGUGGAAUAUUUGCGUACCUAAACUACUUGACUCCCAAGUCGAGGAAGGAGAUUAUCGAGCUGCUUAUCAAAGGGUUGGAGCGCCUUGAGUACCGUGGCUAUGAUUCGGCCGGGAUUGCCCUCGACACCUCCGACUCUGAGAACAUCACCAUUCUCAAGGAAACUGGGAAAGUCAAGGCACUGCAAAAUCAGAUUCUCAACAAGGGAUAUUCUCUCGAAUUUGACGUGAUUCACUCGAGCCAUGUGGGGAUUGCUCACACUCGUUGGGCCACUCACGGUGUUCCCAGCGCCGUCAACGCUCAUCCCCACCGUUCCGACGAUGACAACUCGUUCGUCCUCGUCCACAACGGCAUCAUCACGAACUACAAGGACAUCAAGGUGUUCCUCAUGGGCAAGGGCCAUGUUUUCGAGUCGGACACGGACACCGAAGUCGUGGCAAAACUCAUGGCUCAUAUUUAUCAACAGCAUCCGGACUUACCAUUCAGAGAGCUUGUGGAGCAGGCCAUUGCUCAGUUGGAGGGGGCGUAUGCUCUGUGUGUCAAAAGUAGACAUUUUCCAGGAGAAUGUGUGGCUACUCGGAGAGGCAGUCCACUCCUGGUUGGGAUCAAGUCCAAGACGAAGCUGGCUGCCGAUUCGAUUCCAAUUCUGUACUCGAAAGACGCACAAAAGGCAGAUCACAGAGUUGUGUCCGUCAGUGCAGGGUUGCAAAUUCCUGCAGGAGACUUUCCUCGUGUGGAAUCAACGUCCCAAUUUGGACCACUUGGCGAGGACAAAGAGGUUGAGUACUUUUUUGCUUCGGACGCCUCUGCCGUCAUUGAACACACGAAUCGUGUUCUCUAUUUGGAGGAUCACGACGUAGCUGCCGUCAAGUGUGGAAUUCUUUCCAUCCAUCGACUCAAGAGGGGAAUUGACGAGUCGCACGCUCGAGAAAUCACCACUCUGAAGAUGGAGAUUCAGCAAAUCAUGAAGGGCAACUACAGCUCUUUCAUGCAAAAGGAAAUUUUCGAACAGCCCGAGUCCGUCGUCAACACCAUGCGAGGACGUGUGGACUUUGAAAAGGGGACCGUGGUUCUUGGAGGUUUGAAGGACUACAUUGCUGAGAUUCGUCGCUGUCGUCGACUCCUUCUGAUCGGAUGUGGAACGUCAUAUCACUCUGCGAUUGCGACCAGACAGUUGCUCGAGGAGCUCACAGAGUUGCCCGUCAUGGUGGAUCUGGCCUCGGACUUUUUGGACCGCAACACUCCCAUUUUUAGGGAUGACGUCUGCUUCUUUAUCUCACAAUCAGGCGAGACGGCUGACACCCUUCUGGCACUUCGCUACUGUAAAGCACGUGGGGCCCUUAUCGUUGGUCUGACCAACACCGUAGGAUCCUCUAUUUGUCGCGAAUCCCAUUGCGGAAUCCACAUCAAUGCUGGACCCGAGAUUGGAGUGGCGUCAACGAAAGCCUACACUUCCCAGUUUAUCUCCAUCGUCAUGUUUGCGCUGAUGAUGUGUGAGGAUCGGAUUUCCAUUCAGCCCCGUCGCUAUGAAAUCAUCCAAGGGUUGAAAAUGCUUCCCGACCUAAUCAAGGAGGUGCUUAAGGUGGACAACAAGGUUCAAGAGCUGGCCAAGGAACUACACCAACAAAAGUCGCUCUUGGUGAUGGGACGAGGCUACAACUAUGCCACUUGUCUUGAAGGAGCUCUGAAAAUCAAGGAGCUGACGUACAUGCAUUCGGAGGGGAUUUUGGCCGGCGAGCUGAAGCACGGUCCUCUCGCUCUGAUUGAUAAGCUUAUGCCGGUCAUCAUGGUUGUGACUCGAGACCCCGUCUACUCCAAAUGUAUGAAUGCACUUCAGCAGGUGAUUGCUCGGGAGGGGCGCCCAGUUCUGGUUUGCGAAGCGGGCGACACAGAAACGCAGGCCUUCUGUCCAGGCAACUUUUUGGAAAUUCCUCACUCCGUGGACUGUCUUCAAGGCAUUCUGACCGUCAUUCCCAUGCAGCUCCUGUCCUACCACAUCGCUGUUCUCCGCGGAUGCAAUGUCGACUGCCCCAGGAACCUCGCAAAGUCCGUGACAGUGGAGUAAUAAUAAACUGAUAUAAUUAUUACUUACGCCUUUUGCUGCAAAAUUUUUGCCAAGAUAUAGACACGUCUACAUACACACGGGAUUUGGCCGUGUAUACAUAUUUUAAGCUUUUUAACGAAACAUGAUUUUGAAUAUUAUUACGAAGUACAUUGAAAUUGUAUUUUUAUAACCGAUUAGAUUACUACCCAAUUUAACAAUUAACGUUCUUUUAUUAUUUGAUGCAUAUUCAAUCGAAUUGCAAAAGGUAUGCGAGUGACAUUUGUGUAUUGAGUGAGAUGAAAACUAUUGUGUCGUGAGUAUCCUAUUUUCAAAAUUAAUCACUAUUUCAAAUGCUAUGAUAUGGGAAAUCAAUAAACAAUAAAAUACCAUACAAAUUUAA
Messenger RNA from Folsomia candida, 2894 nucleotides. Its product is annotated as glutamine--fructose-6-phosphate aminotransferase [isomerizing] 2. The record is from RefSeq and is a predicted model, not a curated record. Gene Ontology annotation, molecular function: carbohydrate derivative binding; L-glutamine:D-fructose-6-phosphate transaminase (isomerizing) activity. Gene Ontology annotation, biological process: carbohydrate derivative biosynthetic process; UDP-N-acetylglucosamine metabolic process; fructose 6-phosphate metabolic process. The transcript has 11 exons. The coding region runs from base 449 to 2515 and encodes 688 amino acids. Lineage: Eukaryota; Metazoa; Arthropoda; Collembola; Entomobryomorpha; Isotomidae.